AUGAAGAGAUCUCAUGCACCAUCAGCACAAUAUGAACAUAAAAAAAUAAGAUUAGAUUUACCAGAAGUAAUAGAGAUCAAUGUGGAGGAGGAAAAGGGUAAAAAAGGAAGAAAGAAAGCACCGAUGCCAGUAGUCAAUCACUUAUUAAAAUAUCAAAUAAAGAAAGAAACCACAUCAAACGAAUCUAGCAGCACCUCAAAUGAAAGUAGUGGUGAGGUUAUUAUCAAAGAAGAAACUAAAAAGGGCAAGAAUUCUAGAAUGAACCCUGAUUCAGAUCCAUUAUACUUUUUAAUUAAAUAUAAAAAUACACAAAAAACAGAAGAAGAUGACGGUUUAGGUAUAUUACAGGUUUCAUAUGAUUCAGCUGUUAUUCAGAGUAUGGAGGGUAGACAGAUUGGUAGAACUGGGUUAACUAGAUCAAACGAAGAUGAUGACGAAAAAAGAGAAUUUCAAAAAGUAUUUAUUAAAAAAAAAGAAGUUUAUUUUCAAGAGGAUUUUGGCAUGAAUAUUGGUAAUAAAUGGAUUAAAAUUAUUUUAUCAGUUAGCGAGGAAGAGUACAAGAAUGGUUCAAUUUUCUUAAAGACCGACAGCAUCAUUCAAAAGAAAAAGGAAGAGAAAAAAGAGAAAAAGAAAUUAAUGUUGGCAGCAGCAAGACGUCCCAAAGGGUUUCAGGUACCAGUAAAGGGCAUGGAAAAAGCAGCACGUUUAACCAAACCAUUACACAACCCAUUGGCACCAAAUUCAUUAGUAUUAUAUACCCCAGUCGAUAUGACUGGUGAAAAUAGAAUCCAUGUUGUCGUAGAUCCAAUUCUUUCAGCUAAAUUAAGACCUCAUCAAAGAGAGGGUGUAAAAUUUGUUUUCGAUUGCCUAUUAGGCUUUAGGGGUGGCUUUAAAGGAAAUGGUUGCAUUUUAGCAGAUGAUAUGGGUUUAGGUAAAUCAAUUCAAGCCAUUACAAUCUUGUGGACUCUAUUAAAACAAGGGCCAAAAGGUGAGCCCACUGCUAAAAAGGCUGUUAUUGUCGCACCAUGUAGUUUGGUCGGCAAUUGGUGUAAAGAACUUAAGAAAUGGUUGGGUGAUGGUAUAAAUACAGUUGCUAUUGGUGAAAGUACAAAAACCGGAAGAGCCAAACUUUCUGAACUUGAGUUUGGACCUGCAGAUGUUUUGAUAAUCUCCUAUGAUCAACUUCGUAUCUAUUGUGAAGAUGUUUGCAAGAUUUCAUCAAUCGGUUUGGUAAUCUGUGAUGAAGGUCAUCGUUUAAAGAAUGCCGAGAUCAAAACCACUAAAGCUGUAUCAAUGAUUCCAACACCUCGUAGAGUUAUUCUUUCUGGUACCCCAAUCCAAAAUGAUUUAACAGAAUUUUAUGCCAUGGUUAAUUUUGUUAACCCAGGUCUCCUUAAAAAUGUAGCAACUUUCAAAAAUGUAUAUGAUGCACCAAUUGUUGCAUCUAGAAGCCCCGAGGCAACCGAGGAAGAAAGGAAAAUUGGUCGUGAAAGAUCUGCUGAGUUAAGUAGAUUAACUGGCCAAUUUAUUCUCCGUCGUACUGCCAUUGUAAAUACCCAAUACCUCCCACCAAAGGUUGAAUAUGUAGUAUUUUGUAAACUUACCGACCUUCAAAAAUCAAUUUACCGUCAUUUAAUUAAAGAAGCCAAAGAUUCAUGUUUUGCCUCUGCCUCUGGUGCUUUACCAUUAAUUACAACUUUAAAAAAACUAUCAAACUGUGCAGAGCUUGUAUACUUACCAGAUAAAGAAGCCCCAACCGAAGUCGAUAAAUCUGUACUUUCACUAUUUCCAAAAGAAUGGAACCCAAAGGUAUUCCAACCACAAUACUCUAGCAAGCUACUCUUUGUUGACCGUCUCUUAACCAAAAUUAGAGAUUCUAAAUCUGGCGAUAAGGUUGUUAUCAUUUCAAAUUAUACCCAAACUUUGGAAGUUUUGGCAAUUAUGUGUAAAACUCGUGGAUAUGCAUACUUUCAAUUAGAUGGUUCAACACCAAAUGCCAAGCGUCAGCAAUUAGUCGAUCUCUAUAACGAUCCCAAAAGACCAGAGUUUGCUUUUCUUUUAAGUAGUAAAGCAGGUGGUGUUGGUUUAAAUCUUAUUGGUGGAAAUCAUUUAGUACUAUUCGAUGCUGAUUGGAAUCCUGCCAAUGAUGCUCAGUCUAUGGCUCGUGUUUGGAGAGAAGGUCAAAAGAAAGUAGUUUCAAUUUAUCGUACUUUUACAACUGGCACAAUCGAAGAAAAAAUUUUCCAACGUCAAUUAACCAAACAAGCCCUUUCAACCAGUAUCACUGAAGGUGAUUCUGAAAAUUCACCAGCUUUUGACACCAAAGACCUUAAAGAUAUUUUUAACUAUAGAGAAGAUACAAUCUGUGAUACUCAUGACAUGCUCAGUUGUAAAUGUGCUCCAUCAGCUCGUAUUCCAAAACAUAAAAGAGACACACUUUCCAUUAACGAAUUAAAUUCAUGGCAACAUGUAUUCGAAAUGGAUAAAUUAAAAGACCCCAAAGUAGCUGCUGCUUGUCAAGAUAUUGUCUCAUUUGUUUUUGUAAAUGAUAAAGGCCCUGCUGAUAAAAAUAAAAAGUCCAAUGAAAAUGUAAAUAAACAAUUAACCACCACCACAACCACAACAGCAACCACUCCAACAAACUCACCACCCCAAUCAAGCUCAUCGUCAAAAUCCUCAUCCAAUAAACAAACCAAAAAGAAAUAUGAAAGCGAUAGCAGCGACGAUGAUGGCUAUAAUAGCGAAGACUUUUCAUCUGAUGAAUCUUAUCAAUCUGAUGACGAUUAAAAUAAAUAAUAAUAAUAAUAAUAAUUUGUAAAUAAAUAAUAAAACAAUAUAGCAACAAAUAGGUAAAAUAUAAUAAUUUUUAAAUAAUAUUAUAGGAUUUGUUAAUUAAUUUUAAUAUACCCAAAUUAAAAAAUUAUUAAAAAAAAAAAUAAAAACUUUUUUUAUAAAAAACAAAAUUAUUUUCUU
Molecule: messenger RNA, 2973 nt
Organism: Dictyostelium purpureum
Lineage: Eukaryota; Evosea; Eumycetozoa; Dictyosteliales; Dictyosteliaceae
Exons: 2
Coding region: 1-2787 (928 amino acids)
Biological process (GO): reciprocal meiotic recombination; double-strand break repair via synthesis-dependent strand annealing
Cellular component (GO): nucleus
Molecular function (GO): DNA translocase activity; ATP-dependent chromatin remodeler activity; ATP binding
Source: RefSeq, a predicted model, not a curated record